AUGGGGGUUGUGGAGGGCCUCUACCUAGGAAACAUCCGGGAUUCUGAGGACAGAGAAAAUUUGACAAAGAACAGGGUCACCCACAUCCUGGCUGUGCAUAACAACGCCAGACCUGUGCUGGAGGAUAUGACCUACCUCUGUAUAUCAGUGUCAGAUUCAUCCAGUCAAAACCUGAUCCAGCAUUUUAAGGAGAGCAUCAGGUUCAUUCAUGAAUGCCGGCUCCAUGGGGGAGGCUGCCUCGUUCAUUGCCUGGCUGGAGUUUCCCGCAGCACCACCAUCCUGGUGGCUUACCUUAUGACUGUGACUGACCUCAGCUGGGAGGAGUGUCUGGCUGCCACCAAGGUCGUCCGUUCCUAUGUCAGUCCCAACUUUGGCUUUCAGCAGCAGCUGCAGGAGUAUGAGAGGACUCUGCUCAAGGAGUACCGAGCCUGGGUUCGACAAGAGUAUGGCAAGAAUCCCUUUAACGACCAAGAAGAGCUGCAGCACUUAAUCACUGAGCAGGAAGAGAAACAGAGAGAACAGCAGCUUGGAAGCAGGGAGAAUCACUGGAUCAACUCCCCGACACCCAAUUACCCGCUUCCCUACAAUGCCUAUGGUACCAGCAGCAACAGAUGGAUGAACAGAUAAAAAAGGACAGCUAAUUCCACAGAGAUGCUAUCACUGUUGGGUGAAAGUCUCUGCAUUCAUCUUUCAAUGAGAAUAGCUUUGAUGUUUAUGGCUAGGGUGGAGAGCAAACUGAAUGCCAACUUCCAAAACAUGCUAUGUCAAACAAUGUUAUCUAAUGGUUAGAGCCAAGGAUUGCAAUCAGGUCUCACGGGUUCUACUCCCAACUUUGCUACUGACUCAUAAUGUGAAUCCAGGCAAAUCACUUGAUCUCCCCAUGCGUCAAUGUAACCAUCUCUCAGGGGUGUCGAGUGGUUUCACUUAUUAACGUUUGUGAGGGUGCUUUGAGACCCUCCGAUGAAAGAUCCUAUGGAAGUGAAUUUAUUAAUGUCACUGAGUUGAGUUGAACCUUUUCCUGUAAAACUUUUAGCACUAUUGCACACAUGAAGGGUGAGUUUUCUGCUUUGCCGAUGGAUCACUUUAUGAUCCAAGCUUGUUUUGUUGUAGGGCUGCACUGGAAUGAUGGGCAUGCUGUCAGGUACACAGAGCCAAAUUCAUUGCUGGGGUAACCAGGCAUCAAUCCACUGAAGUCAAGAGUUGCAGCUAUUUACUCCAUCAGUAGGUUUGGCCCACAACUUGCUUUCAGGGUGUUUAGAAAACAACCAACCACCAUGUUUCAGUAAGAGGACGUGUGAUAGCUUUUGAAACUCCUUCCUAGGAGCUCUUUCCGACUGCUGGGACUUCAUCUCCUUGGUCUCUGGUUUUCCUAUUAUUACCGGUGUGAUAAAUCCCAUUCAUUAUCUCUUCAGUUGUUGGACACUGAGGGCCAAUACAGGGCCAGGAUCUCUCAAAACAGAUACAGCUACUGCCCAGUACCACUCUCCAUUUUACUCCACACACAGCACAGCAGAUAUACGGACUUCACUUGCUGUCCUAGUCAUUGUCAGUUCAGAUUGACCUUACACUACAGAUGUGUCUAUCAGAGCCUGGAUGGGGCAUCUACCCAUCUCAGAAGAAGGAAGCUUGGACUGCAGAGAGCCAGUUAGGGGUUGGGGGAAGGAUGCUGGAGGAUUUUCACAUCCACAGCUCUCUGAGGUCCAUAUUCUGCAAUGACAGAACAGUUGCAAUCACAUUGCCGUCACUUUCUUCAGCAAGCAGACCCAUGCCUCUCACAAACGUGCCACAGAGUCACAGAAACCGGAGAUGGAAAAGGCCCAUUAGCCCACCUUUUCCACUCCCCCAGCCUUUGCGAAUGCACAUUCCCUAAUACUUGGUGAAGCCCUGUUUUAAAUGACUCAGGCAAAGGGCUUCCACUGCUUGCUUGGGGCUGGAUUGCACAAUCCCUUGGCUUCAAUAGGCCUGUUCGUAUAAGUAAAUGCUCACCAGCAUGUGUAAGGGUUGCAUUAUCCAUUGCCUUGGGGAGGAGCCUACUAAUGGACCUUACAGUCAGGAAACUUUUCCUCUUGUCCAGAUUACAUUUUCUUGUGACCUGUUUCUUCCUAUUCCUCCUCACUGGACCACCCCAAAGAAGUCCUUUGUUUCCUGGGUGUCUCCACCCUUCAAAGCUCAGAACCCCGUGGAAAAUUCAUGAUCUUGGGCUCCUCACCUGUGUCCAAUACAUGAACUGUGCAAAAUCUUUUCUGAGCUGUGCUUUCUUUUAUAACUGUAACUCUGAAGAUUUGAUCACAAAGGCCAACAUCAAAUCCAGUCUACAACGAAGGCUCCACACACAUUCUCAACUGCGGUAACUCGGUGUAGUUUCAUUAGCUUCUUUCCCCAUCUCCCCCACAAUGUUUGUGUUGCUGUUGUUGAGUGUUUUGACCCCAAUUGCAUAACGAUGACAAUGUGACAAGUAACAGCUUGGGGUGUCUGUGCCAUGGUUAAUGUGGAGUACAGGAAGAGGUCGAGGUGUUAUCAUUUGCCCGUCUUGUCUGACAUUUAAAUAAGAUUGGAAAGCCGACAGUUCACUCAAACAAGAAAUUGUUGAGCCCCCCCAAGGAUAAAGUGACAUUUCUGGGGGCAGAGUAAGGGAAGCUUGCAGUGUCGCAGGCUGUGCAGCUUUUGGGGUGUGGAUAAACAGAGGGUGUAGAUGGCAGAAGUUGUCAGCCCAGCAACUCAAAAUUCACAGAUUUUUUUUUUUUAACACACAGUUAGGGCCAUGUUCUGCCACAGCUCUGGCAGUGCAAAGGGGCUUUAAAAUGAACGGAAAUGUAAUAAAGUGGGAGAGAUUGGAGUUGGUUCUCACCCCUUUUACAUUGCCAAGGUGGUGUGACGUAGUGGUUAGUGCAAAUGAGAACCAGGCCCAACGCUAUUUAAAAACUUUUAAAAAUCCAGGCGUGAACAAUGGUUGUAUUCAGACGUAGAGGACCUGACCCUUCAGUUACUUACGGAGGUGACUAACUUUAAGCAACUGAGCAGUCCCACUGACUUAAAUGGACUACUCAUGUGUUUAAAGUUAGGCAUGGGAAAAAUACUUUGCUGAGUUGCCGCCUCAGAGUUUUCCUGAGUAAGGAUUGCGGGAUAAGGAAUGAAGUACCCUGCAAUGUUUAUGAUGCUAAAUAAGAUUAAGGGGAAAAUAGCAUGGAAUAUUUUAUAGAAACCUUGCCCUAAAAUGUAACCAGCCCUUGUUUAUUAUUUGUUCUGUUUCAUUGCUAAAGACAGGCUACUAGUUUUAUGUAUUGACUUAAAACCCAGACAUAAUUUCCAUCCAUCCAUCUGUCCAAGAAUGUAUAGGACCCUCACUAUUAUAGUAUCAGAAAUAUUUAAAACCUACAUGAUUGAUUUUUGUCUUUCACUAAAAAAGUCCUGUAAAUAGCCGGCUUGGAGUCUCAACAUUAUCUGUGAUCUGCAAUCCGUUUUUAGACAACAAGUUGUUCAAAAUAUUUCUAAUAAUUCAGUUUAUCGUUGGUUCUGGGUGCUGGGAUGUUUUGAGUGUGACAAAAUGGUAGAUAACUUGAGAGAUCUUUAACUCAACAUGAGCAUAAAAAUGAGAUUUAUUAUACAUUGGGAAUUCCUGUUCUUGAUCUUUGCUGUGGUCUAAUUAAUUCCUGGCAUAACGUCAAUGAAAUCAGUGGAGUCUGGGUAGGA
Molecule: messenger RNA, 3690 nt
Organism: Trachemys scripta elegans
Lineage: Eukaryota; Metazoa; Chordata; Testudines; Emydidae
Product: dual specificity protein phosphatase 22-A-like
Exons: 7
Coding region: 1-627 (208 amino acids)
Biological process (GO): regulation of cell population proliferation; protein dephosphorylation; positive regulation of JNK cascade
Cellular component (GO): cytosol
Molecular function (GO): protein tyrosine/serine/threonine phosphatase activity
Source: RefSeq, a predicted model, not a curated record